CCUCCCAGCAGUGAGAAGCCUUUCAGGUGCUUGGAAUGUGGGAAGAGCUUCAGGACGAGCACCAACCUGAUCCGACACCAGCACAUCCACACUGGGGAACGGCCGUAUUUCUGUGGGGAAUGUGGGAAGAGCUUCAUUGACAGCUCCACCCUCCGCAGACACCGGAUGAUCCACACUGGAGAAUGGCCGUACACGUGUGGGGAAUGUGGGAAGAGCUUCAGUGACAGCUCUACCCUCCGCACCCACUGUCACAGCCACACUGGAGAACGGCCCUACAGGUGUGGAGAAUGUGGGAAGAGUUUCAGGGACAGCUCCACCCUCCACACCCACCAGCGCAUCCACACUGGGGAACGGCCCUACAUGUGUAGGGUGUGUGGGAAGAGCUUCAGUGACAGCUCCACCCUCUGCAAACACCAGCACAUCCACACUGGGGAACAGCCCUACACAUGUGGGGAAUGCGGGAAGAGCUUCAGGCAGAGCUCCAACCUCCGCACCCACCAGCGCAUCCACACUGGGGAACGACCAUACACCUGUGGGGAAUGUGGGAAGAGCUUCAGCCAGAGCUGCAGCCUCCGCACCCACCAGCACAUCCACACCAAGGAAUGGCCCUACAAGUGCUUGGAAUGUGGGAAGAGGUUUAGGACCAGCUCAUAUCUCCUCAGGCAUGAGCAGACACACACAGAUGAGAGGCCCUUCUGCUGCACCGACUGUGGGAAGAGCUUCAAUGAGAGCUCCAGUCUUGUGACCCACCAGCGCAUCCACACUGGGGAGAGGCCCUACACCU
Messenger RNA from Neopelma chrysocephalum (saffron-crested tyrant-manakin), 784 nucleotides. RefSeq names its product zinc finger protein 239-like. The record is from RefSeq and is a predicted model, not a curated record. NCBI's taxonomy places the organism in Eukaryota, Metazoa, Chordata, Aves, Passeriformes, Pipridae. The annotation marks the transcript as partial. The transcript has a single exon.